Molecule: messenger RNA, 359 nt
Organism: Penaeus chinensis
Lineage: Eukaryota; Metazoa; Arthropoda; Malacostraca; Decapoda; Penaeidae
Product: keratin-associated protein 19-2-like
Exons: 2
Coding region: 72-317 (81 amino acids)
Source: RefSeq, a predicted model, not a curated record
GCAGUAUAUAAAGGGAGGCGUUGAAAGAAGGUUUCAGAACGAGAACAGCAUCUUGUGUCUACUUCAUCAACAUGGUGACUACUUUUGUGCUGCGUGUGGCCCUUCUCGCUAUGGUGGCGAUGGCUGUGGUGUCGACGGUGAUGGCCCAUCCUAACCCUGGCUAUGGCCAUGGUGGCUAUGGGUAUGGUGGCCACGGCGGAGGUCAUGGUGGCUAUGGGUAUGGUGGCCAUGGCGGAGGUCAUGGUGGAUAUGGUGGGUACGGCCAUGGUGGAGGACAUGGCGGCUAUGGCUAUGGUAGUUAUGGUUAUGGACGUUGAAUCGGAUAAAAUUUGUGGUAUAUGGACCUUUUGAAUAAAUGA